CCCUGUCCUGGCGGGGUCCUUGGGAGUAUAUAUACCCGGAGACUCGAAGCUGAAGUCAGUACUUGCUUCAUCCUCAGCCAGUCCAUCACAAACUCCUCAAGAUGAAGACCGCCGUCGUCACCGUCCUCGUCGCCCUCGCCGCCAUCGUCUGCGCCAACGAGAGGGAGGAGAGAAUCCUCGCCUAUUACUCCACCACCUCCAUCACCCACCUCACCACCACCACGAUCACGGGACUCCAGACCUGCCUGUCGGUGUCGUCGACCUCGUGCACCGGCAGGAGGAAGAGGGCGCUCGCUGCUCCCCUGAAACAGUUCGUCGAAGAGCUCUCAAAGACCGAGCUGGAGGGCUCUCAGUCUCUGGAUGUGGAGAGGGAGAAGCGCGAUGCCGACAAAGAUGCCCGCGCCUUCACCUUCUGGUCCACCGUCUUCACCACCUUCACCCUCACGAGCACAUCCAUCUUGGACUCCACUACGGUGACAGUGUCCGCCUACUGUUCCGCGCCGGGAUUGACUGACAGCUGCUUCUAAAAAGGACAUUUCCCGUUUUCUUCUUUCGGCGGAUAGAUUCCCGUUUUCUACGUGUGGACGGGAGACAAUAGAUUCCCUUCCCGCCAUAGCUUUCAUUUUCGAAAGCGAAAGAAGAAAAAAUAGUAGGGUAGACGAUGGGUGAGGUAGAGAGGACAAGGACGCGAAACGUUGUCCUCACUUUCUCUCUCUCUCUCUCACCUCUCUGUCUAUUCUUGUUUUCUCAAGACCGUUUGUUAUCUCUCUAUUGUUCUCUAAUUUAUUGCUUAUUUUGUUGCGCAUCCUCAGAAUCUCAACUGUAUGUAUAUAGAUUUUGAUUAUUAAAUGUAUAAAAUGUACACCAAUG
Messenger RNA from Penaeus vannamei (Pacific white shrimp), 870 nucleotides. RefSeq lists its product as uncharacterized. NCBI's taxonomy places the organism in Eukaryota, Metazoa, Arthropoda, Malacostraca, Decapoda, Penaeidae. The record is from RefSeq and is a predicted model, not a curated record.